AUGGUUCUAGGGCCUUCUGGGCUUGGGGUGGUUCAAAUUCCCUCCAUUGCCUUCUUGGUCUCUCAGGAUGAGCCUGCUGAGUUCCAACACGUUCCAGUGCUACCAAAGUCGCCGGAUUCGUUCCAAUUGAAGCACAUCUUCCACCACGGUAUGGGCGACAAAUUCAGGAUACACAGGCGGUUGGACGUGACUCCAGCGUACUUGGAGAAGCAUAGAUCACACUUCGAGGCGUUGGUUCUGGCAACCAGCAACAAGAACGACGAAGGCGUAGAUACCCAGCAUUUGGAGUCGGUUUACAACCAGAUGGACUGGCCCAAGGUACACCACGGAAAGAAUCCGUUUGACAUCAAGCUUUCGAUCAAGAAGGCCCAGCACAAGGGUGUGGCAAUGCGGUUGAAGGAGAGACACACGCCAGGGUUUCUUGACACGUACUUGGCGUAUGCCAUGAGGGUCAAGGGACUGCCGGCAGUGCUCAACAAGAUCCACUUGGAGUGGGAGGAGGACACGGAGGUAGAGAUCCCUGAUGUCAAGGAUAAGGACACCGUGGUGUCGUUGGCUACCAUCUCAUCCAACGCCUAUGUGCGGUUUCCCGAGGACGACGACGAGAAGCGUCGUCUGGACUGGAUCGAUGUGGGAGGAUGGAUUCCCGACGAGGACCACCCCGACAUCAACUUCGGGUGGGAGGACGCUGGCAUGCGGGGCCAUGUGUUUGUCAGCGAAGACAACAAGACGGUGGUCAUUGGCAUUAAGGGCACUAGUGCAGCCGGAUUGCCAGGGUCAGGACCCGAAGAAACCGUGCCUGACGACAAAGUCAACGAUAAUCUCCUCUUCUCAUGCUGCUGCGCUCGUAUCAGCUACUUGUGGACCACCGUGUGUGACUGCUACGAGAAGACCUACACCUGCAACCAGGACUGCUUGGAAAAGGAGUUGAUGAGACAGGACAGGUACUACCAGGCGACCCUCGACUUGUAUCGCAACGUCACCGCAUUGUAUCCGCCCGAGAACCACACCAUCUGGGUGACUGGUCACUCUUUGGGCGGUGCAUUGGCGUCAUUAUUAGGACGCACCUAUGGCCUUCCCGUGGUGGCCUAUGAGGCUCCAGGAGAGAUGUUGGCCACCAAGAGACUACACUUGCCCCAGCCACCUGGGUUGCCCAAGCAUCGCGAAAAUAUUUGGCACUUUGGCAAUACGGCUGACCCCAUCUAUAUGGGAGUAUGCAACGGGGCGUCCAGUCUGUGCAACGUUGCGGGGUACGCCAUGGAAACGGCGUGCCAUACUGGUAAGCAGUGCGUUUACGACGUGGUAACCGACAAGGGCUGGCGAGUGAAUCUUUUGAACCAUCGGAUCCAUACGGUGAUUGAUGAAAUAAUUCUCAAGUAUAACGAGACUGCCCCCUGCGAAGAACAACCUCCAUGCAGAGAUUGCUUCAAUUGGCGGUUCACCAGCCACGACGACGACGAGGACGACGAGCCGUUCUUGCCCAAUCCGUUGAAACCACGGCCCCAUCGUUCCACAUCGAGCCACAAACAACCCGCUGUCACAACUACAAGCACGGCGGAACCUGAUCCCGAGGAUCCAGGGCCUCCCAAAAAGUGCUUGAAUCGCACAUGGUACGGGUGGUGUACCGAAUGGGGACACGACGACGACAGUUAG
Molecule: messenger RNA, 1653 nt
Organism: Suhomyces tanzawaensis NRRL Y-17324
Lineage: Eukaryota; Fungi; Ascomycota; Pichiomycetes; Serinales; Debaryomycetaceae
Gene: ATG15
Product: triglyceride lipase
Exons: 2
Coding region: 1-1653 (550 amino acids)
Biological process (GO): neutral lipid catabolic process; piecemeal microautophagy of the nucleus; multivesicular body membrane disassembly
Molecular function (GO): glycerophospholipase activity
Source: RefSeq, a predicted model, not a curated record